Limulus polyphemus (Atlantic horseshoe crab) is the source of this 558-nucleotide messenger RNA. RefSeq lists its product as uncharacterized. The coding region runs from base 1 to 558 and encodes 185 amino acids. The record is from RefSeq and is a predicted model, not a curated record. NCBI's taxonomy places the organism in Eukaryota, Metazoa, Arthropoda, Merostomata, Xiphosura, Limulidae. The transcript is spliced from 2 exons.
AUGGUUGACCUAGCAGGUCAGCGUCUGAAGAAGUUUACUUUUGCAGCUAACAAACAUCAUCAGACUGCUAUAGUUGCACCAUAUAAGCAUCAUCAGGCUGUUACAGUUCCAGCAUACAAACAUUUUCAGACUGCUAAAGUUGCAGCAUACAAUCAUCUUCAUACUGCUACAGUUGUACCAUACAAGCAUCUUCAGACUGCUACAGUUGUACCAUACAAGCAUCUUCAGACUGCUACAGUUGCACCGCACAAGCAUCAUCAGACUACUACAGUUGUACCAUACAAGCAUCUUCAGACUGCUACAGUUCCGGUAUACAAGCAUCUUCAUAGUGCUACAGUUGCACCACACAAGCAUCAUCAGACUGUUACAGUUACAGCUAACAAGGAUCUUCAAACUGUUACAGUUGUACCAUACAAGCAUCAUCAGACUGCUACAGUUGUACCAUACAAGCAUCUUCAGACUGCUACAGUUGCAGUGGACAAGUAUCUUCAAACUGUUACAGUUGUAUCAUACAAGCAUCAUCAGACUGUUACAGUUGCAGUGGACAAGAUUCACUAG